CGGUAUAUAUAGGGGGAGCUUCCCUGGGGCUGCACUCCAGCCAAGGCAUCGCCGUCUCCCCAGCAGCGGCGCUGCCCCUUCUGCUCUCCCCUUGCAGCCACAGGUCUCAGCAGCAGCAGCAGCAGCAGCAUGGACAUUACCAUCCAGCACCCCUGGUUCAAGCGUGCUCUGGGACCCCUCAUUCCAAGCCGUUUGUUUGACCAGUUUUUUGGAGAGGGUCUCCUGGAGUAUGACCUCCUGCCUUUGUUCUCGUCCACUAUCAGCCCCUACUACAGGCAGUCCCUCUUCCGCAGCGUGCUGGAGUCGGGCAUUUCAGAGGUGAGGUCUGAUCGGGACAAGUUCACAAUUAUGCUGGAUGUAAAACACUUCUCUCCCGAAGACUUGAGUGUGAAGAUUAUUGAUGACUUUGUGGAAAUCCAUGGCAAGCACAGUGAAAGGCAGGACGACCACGGCUACAUCUCCCGGGAAUUCCACCGCCGGUACCGCCUGCCCGCCAACGUGGACCAGGCUGCCAUCACCUGCUCGCUGUCCAACGAUGGCAUGCUGACCUUCUCGGGCCCCAAGGUCCCCUCCAACAUGGACGCCAGCCACAGCGAGAGGCCCAUCCCCGUGUCCCGCGAGGAGAAGCCCACCUCCGCGCCCUCCUCCUGAGCCCGCCGGCCGCCGCGCCGGGCAGGCUGCCACCUCCCGCAGGCCUCGCUCCCGGAGCCUUUGCGUAGAUAUCAGUGAAUAUCUGGAGGGGUUUCUUCUUCUGUUGGUUCCUCCCCCACU
Messenger RNA from Passer domesticus (house sparrow), 771 nucleotides. RefSeq names its product crystallin alpha A (gene CRYAA). The coding region runs from base 130 to 651 and encodes 173 amino acids. Gene Ontology annotation, cellular component: nucleus; cytoplasm. NCBI's taxonomy places the organism in Eukaryota, Metazoa, Chordata, Aves, Passeriformes, Passeridae. Gene Ontology annotation, molecular function: structural constituent of eye lens. Gene Ontology annotation, biological process: negative regulation of apoptotic process; response to heat; lens development in camera-type eye. The record is from RefSeq and is a predicted model, not a curated record. The transcript is spliced from 3 exons.